Molecule: messenger RNA, 3753 nt
Organism: Rhinolophus ferrumequinum (greater horseshoe bat)
Lineage: Eukaryota; Metazoa; Chordata; Mammalia; Chiroptera; Rhinolophidae
Gene: LLGL1
Product: LLGL scribble cell polarity complex component 1
Exons: 23
Coding region: 68-3262 (1064 amino acids)
Biological process (GO): establishment of spindle orientation; regulation of establishment or maintenance of cell polarity; regulation of Notch signaling pathway
Cellular component (GO): plasma membrane; cytoplasm; cortical actin cytoskeleton
Molecular function (GO): myosin II binding; GTPase activator activity
Source: RefSeq, a predicted model, not a curated record
GGCCGCGCGGCGCAUCCUGCAGGCGGCAGCGGCGGCGGCGGGCGCGGCGCCGGCAGCUGGACGCAAGAUGAUGAAGUUUAGGUUCCGGCGGCAGGGCGCCGACCCGCAGCGCGAGAAGCUCAAACAGGAGCUCUUCGCCUUCAACAAGACUGUGGAGCAUGGCUUCCCUAACCAGCCCAGCGCCCUGGCCUUUGACCCCGAGCUUCGCAUCAUGGCCAUUGGCACCAGGUCUGGGGCCGUCAAGAUCUACGGGGCUCCCGGCGUGGAGUUCACGGGCCUGCACCGAGACAUGGCCACGGUCACCCAGAUGCACUUCCUGCCUGGCCAGGGCCGCCUGCUGACGCUGCUGGAUGACAGCAGCCUGCAUCUCUGGGAGAUCAUUCACCAUAAUGGCUGCGCCCACCUGGAGGAAGCACUCAGCUUCCAGCCGCCCAGUCGGCUGGGCUUGGACGGUGCCAGCGGCCCCCCCAGCCUCGCCCGCAUCACAGUGGUCCUGCUAGUGGGUGCUGGUGACAUGGCAGCCCUGGGCACCGAGGGUGGCAGCGUCUUCUUCCUGGAUGUUCCCACCCUGAUGCUGCUUGAGGGGCAGACCCUUGGCCCUGAGGAGGUCCUGCGAAGUGUGCCAGAUGACUACCGGUGCGGGAAGGCGCUCGGCCCCGUGGAGUCCCUCCAGGGACACGUGCGGGACCCCACCAAGAUCCUCAUUGGCUACAGCCGGGGCCUGCUGGUCAUCUGGAACCAGGCUGCGCAGUGCGCCGACCGCAUCUUCCUGGGGACACAGCAGCUGGAGAGCCUGUGCUGGGAGCGCACUGGCAGCACGCUGGUCAGCUCACACAGCGAUGGCAGCUAUGCCAUCUGGUCUGUGGACACUGGCAGCUCCCCGGUAACGCAGCCUGUGGUAGCCACCAUGCCGUACGGCCCCUUCCCCUGCAAAGCCAUCAAUAAGAUUCUGUGGCGAAACUGUGAAUCUGGGGGCCACUUUAUCAUUUUCAGUGGUGGCAUGCCCCGUGCCAGCUACGGUGACCGCCACUGUGUGAGCGUGCUCCGGGCCGAGACCCUGGUGACGCUGGACUUCACCUCCCGCAUCAUUGACUUCUUCACGGUGCACAGCACACGGCCUGAGGACGAGUUCGACGAGCCCCAGGCCCUGGCCGUGCUGCUGGAGGAGGAGCUGGUGGUGCUGGAUCUGCAGGCGCCUGGCUGGCCAGCUGUGCCCGCCCCGUACCUGGCCCCACUGCACUCGUCCGCCAUCACUUGCUCGGCCCACGUCGCCAACGUGCCUGCCAAACUGUGGUCCCGCAUCGUGAGUGCUGGCGAGCAGCAGAGCCCUCCACCUGCCUCCAGUGCCUCGAGCUGGCCCAUCACCGGGGGCCGGAACCUGGCCCAGGAGCCGUUGCAGCGAGGGCUGCUGCUGACCGGCCACGAGGACGGCACCGUGCGGUUCUGGGACGCUUCGGGCGUGGCACUGCGGCCACUGUACAAGCUGAGCACAGCUGGCCUCUUCCAGACAGACUGCGAGCACGCCGACAGCCUGGCCCAGGCUGCUGAGGACGACUGGCCACCCUUCCGAAAGGUGGGCUGCUUUGACCCCUACAGCGAUGACCCUCGGCUCGGCGUGCAGAAGAUGGCGCUCUGCAAGUACACAGCCCAGAUGGUGGUGGCUGGCACUGCAGGCCAGGUGCUGGUGCUGGAGCUCAGCGACUUGCCGUCCGAGCAGGCAGUCAGCAUGGCCAGUGUGGACCUCCUCCAGGACCGCGAGGGCUUCACGUGGAAGGGCCACGAGCGGCUGAGCCCACGCACGGGGCCUCUGCCCUGGCCCGCCGGCUUCCAGCCCCGGGUGCUGGUUCAGUGCCUGCCGCCAGCCGCCGUCACUGCUGUCACGCUGCACACCGAGUGGAGCCUUGUGGCCUUUGGCACCAGUCACGGCUUUGGCCUCUUUGACUACCAGCGCAAGAGCCCUGUGCUGGCCAGGUGCACCCUUCACCCCAAUGACUCCUUGGCCAUGGAAGGGCCUCUCUCCCGGGUGAAGUCGCUCAAGAAGUCCCUGCGCCAGUCUUUCAGGCGCAUCCGCAAGAGCCGAGUCUCAGGCAAGAAGCGGGCCGCUAAUGCCAACAGCAAGUUGCAGGAGGCCAAUGCGCAGCUGGCAGAGCAGGCCUGCCCCCACGACGUGGAGGUGACCCCCGUGCAGCGCCGCAUCGAGCCCCGCUCGGCCGACGACUCUCUCUCGGGGGUGGUGCGCUGCCUCUACUUCGCUGACACGUUCCUUCGAGAUGCCGCCCACCACGGACCCACCAUGUGGGCAGGCACCAACUCGGGCUCUGUGUUUGCCUACGCGCUGGAGGUACCAGCAGCAGCGGCGGGCAGCGAGAAGUGGCCUGAGCGGGUGGUGGAGGCCGUGCUGGGCAAGGAGGUGCAGCUGAUGCACCGCGCGCCCGUGGUGGCCAUCGCCGUGCUGGACGGGCGUGGCCGCCCGCUGCCCGAGCCCUAUGAGGCCUCGCGGGACCUGGCGCAGGCGCCGGACAUGCAGGGUGGCCACGCGGUGCUCAUCGCGUCUGAGGAGCAGUUCAAGGUGUUUACACUGCCCAAGGUGAGCGCCAAGACCAAGUUCAAGCUGACAGCUCACGAGGGUUGUCGCGUACGCAAGGUGGCCCUGGCCACGUUUGCCAGCGUGGCCUGCGAGGAGUAUGCCGAGACCUGCCUGGCCUGCCUCACCAACCUGGGGGACGUGCACGUCUUCUCGGUGCCUGGCCUGCGGCCCCAGGUGCAUUACUCCUGUAUCCGGAAGGAGGACAUCAGCGGCAUCGCCUCCUGUGUCUUCACUCGCCACGGCCAGGGGUUCUACCUGAUUUCCCCGUCCGAGUUUGAACGCUUCUCGCUAAGUGCUCGGAACAUCACAGAGCCGCUCUGCUCUCUGGAUAUCAGCUGGCCCCGCAAUGCCGCCUCUGCCAGCUACAGGCUCCAGGAAUCACCCAAGCUGAGCCAGGCUAACGGGACCCCAGGCAUUGUCCUGGCCCCACGGAGCCACGAUGGAAGCCCAAAUCCUGUCCACAGCAAGGGAACGGACACCCCAGAGCCGCCUGAGGCCACACUCUCUCCUAUGUCCAUUGACUCGGCUACCAGUGCUGACACCACACUGGACACGACAGGGGACGUCACAGUGGAGGACGUGAAGGAUUUCCUGGGCUCUUCGGAGGAGUCUGAGAAGAAUCUGAGGAACCUGGUGGAAGACGAGGCUCGAGCCUGUGCCAUCCUGAUUAAAUGAGGAAGGCCUAAACUACCUGGGCACCAACGGCCCUGUUCGGGAGCUGGGAUCCAGGGCCCUGGCUCGUGCCUGGCCCUUCGCAGAGACCUGUUUGCGUUUAACCUGCGGGCUCCAGUGGCACCUGCCCACCUGGCCCCUGGGCAGCCCAGGGUGUGGUCCUGGAACUUGGCUCAGCGCCUCGGGGGUGGAUUUGGACUGGCCCCUCCUGUAGGCAGUUGGCUACCCUGGAGUGCAGAUGCCACAGGGGAGGACAGCUGGGGCUGGCAGCUCCUGCCACCUCCCACGCCAUACACCAUCCUUCCCCCAUCUCUUUACAAAGAAUAUUUUUCUAAUGCCUGGCCUGGGUAGUGCCAGGCUGGACAGUCAUUUCUAAAACUAUUUUGGUACUUGUUCUUCAGCAGGCCCCCACCCCCGAACCUGUGAAUUGUGUGUGUGUGUGUGUGUGUGUGUGUGUGUGUGAGAGAGAGAGAGAGAGAGAGAGAGAGAGAGAG